This is a messenger RNA of Rhineura floridana, 3775 nucleotides long. It is a transcript of the gene CNTD1, whose product is annotated as cyclin N-terminal domain containing 1. The record is from RefSeq and is a predicted model, not a curated record. The coding region runs from base 514 to 1467 and encodes 317 amino acids. Gene Ontology annotation, biological process: reciprocal meiotic recombination. The transcript is spliced from 9 exons. Gene Ontology annotation, cellular component: site of double-strand break. Lineage: Eukaryota; Metazoa; Chordata; Lepidosauria; Squamata; Rhineuridae.
CGAAGAGAGGGAUACAGUUAAAGUGUCAGUUCGAAGGCGCGUGUAAAAGGCACUGUUGGGGUGAUUAAUUUCAAAGAUGUAAUAGUGAAUCUCUUGCUGUACCGCAAAAUGAAAUAAGAACUAACAGCAGAGAUUUACGGAAGGCUGGAACUGGGUGGAGAGUGGGAAGGUGUGAGCCAUUCAUUACACCCUGUCCAAUCCUAUGCACGUUUACUCAGAAAGAAAGCCCGCUAAAUUCAGUGGGAUUUGCGUCUUAAGGGAUCACCAACCUUUUGGGGCCGGUGAGCACAUACGGAAUUUUGAGAGAGUAUUAUGGGCACCACCCCUUCUGGUUGUUUCUCUCUACUAUUCGCGGCCAGUCUCCCCCGCAACCCCAGAUAGCCAGAAAGAAACCCAUGUGCACAUUUUGCUCUUCAAAGGGGUUUAGGUGAAUUAUGAUUUGAUGGUUUGAAGGGAUCUCUUGUAGAAAUCAGGAGGAAUCAUAAAGAUCUGUGCCUCAGAUUGUCUUGGGCCAUGGGAACACCGGAAGCACUGGCAGAACUCUUUGAGAUGGGCUCGUCCACAAAUGUGGCAGCCAGGUACCAGUCUUCAGAGCCUGUGUUUGGAGCAGUGGCUGCCGGAGUUAUCCAAGAUGCUUUGCGUCACAUGGCCAAGGAGAAUGAGCAGUAUUUGAGUGGUGUGUGUAAUGAAACAGGCUGCUUUAAAGAGACAUGGAUAGUGGAAUUUGUGUUUCUUUUAUCUGAAAAAUGGAGCCUAACUGAAUCGGCACGAUACCAAGCAAUAGAAAUCUUUGAAAGGUUCAUGCUUACACUCAUUAAAGAGUUGUCUAAUUUUACCAGAGCAAAGGGGGAAGACAGCAACUGGGCCUCAAUGAAACAGCAAAUCGAGAGCACCUAUGUGCUGCAUCUAGUCUCUUGCAUCCAGCUUGCCAGCAAGCUCUCCUUCCAUUAUAGCAUAGUUAGCAACAACAUGGUUCUGAGGUUUCUGAAGUCUUUAGGUUUCUCCUAUACCACAGAAGAACUGCUGGAAUCCGAACUGGCUAUUUUGAAGGCUCUGCAUUUCCAAAUCAAUGUUCCAGCCCCUUCUGCUUAUAUUGAAAUGCUCCUGGAGGUUUUAGGGUACAAUGGCUACUUGCUUCCCACAAAACAGCUGCUUGAAAUGUGCAGACACUUGCUGGGUUUAACAUACCUCCUGCGGAGCAGCAUUUAUGACACCUUGCUGAAGUCUUCAAUUAAAAACGCCUCUCCAAGUGAGCUCCAGCUGGCCAAGUUUGUGCCAGUGAAAGAAGAUCUCAUGCUAUUGGCUGUGGGAGUCAUUGGGGCAAGCUCUUUCCUUCUGAAUCCUGAGGGCUGGAAUCAGGUUUUGAAGUACCUCAGCGACACCACAGGCAUCAGUCAGCAAAGCAUUGUUGAGGCGGUCUGUUCAAUUCUGAAGCACAGCAUUGGUAGUGCUAUGGAUGACUGCUAAUUUCUUCAUCACCACCUCUCUGCAGCUGGGGGUCCUGCCCUCCAAGCAUCACUGCUGUACUUCAUAUGCAUGUGGGGCUCUUAAAAGAGAUGGUUGCGGUCCAAAGCAACAAGGUUCCCAGUUACAGUUUAAAUGUUAAUGCUUACUUCACAGACUUUUUUUUUUGUUACCUUAACCCUCUGAGAAGGGACAGGGUAGGCACUUAAAUAAAAGAACCCUCUCCCUGCCUCAGGCCUACAACUAGGUGUUCAGGUCCAUUUCUAAUGGGGCUUGCAUAGUCACAAUACUGGUGAAGAAUUAUGGCUGAUGGGGGCAAACACUAGAUGUGUGUAUUGCUGAGAUAGAUGUUACUUCCGAAGGCCUUCAUAGAGACAGAAAUCUCAGUGUAGAUGGAUGAACUCAUUCAUAAGGGAGCAAGAAAUAUUAAAGGCGUCUGUGUCUGUCCAUGAUGAAUAAAGAUGCUGUUCUUCCAGAAUACAAACGGCUUUUAUUCUUAUGUUUCCUACGGCAAAUUGGUGUAAUAAACAAACCAUAAUACUAAUAAUCUUAUAGCUUAGUAAAGUCACUACUGCAGUCUGAGAGAGCUUCAGCAGGCCACCUUCUGUUUUAAGUGAGCCCACCCUAAUAUCCAAUACACAGCCACUUCUUUUGCCAACAGCAGAAGUGGGCUUUGUUCUGAUAAAAAUUCAACCAUGCCAUCUUGCUUCAUAUUACUUGACAAUGAAAUAUUAAGACAAAGUAUUUUGUACUUUUUUUGGUCUUGUAAGGUGAUGUACUGAUGACGCAGGCCAAGUACUGUCUUUGGCAUCUUUGAAACAAACUGCAAACAUGUUACAGGAUAGAUUCCUUCUCUUUUAGAAAGGUCAUUUGUUGUAGAACUGGGAAGAGACCCAGGCUAGACCCCACUUCAGAUUUGUCAGCAUGAAUUUGAGUGCUUUUGUCCACUGCUCCUCCGAAUUAAACUGUGUCUUUAUGGAGUAGGACCCACCACUUCCACCUGUGUCUUCAAUCUUGCCCUUCUCCACAUCCAUUCUGCAUUAGAUAAACACAGAUGCUUAUCAGACUCCCAAACUGAAACCGCUGGCAGCUGGUCUUGGGGCACCUCCCAAAGACCUUGAAUUUGUCAACAGAGUAGGUUCCCCUUUUUCUAUAACAUUCUAAUUUAUUAAUUGUAAAAUGCAAGGGUUAUGUCAAGGCCCUUGCUGUGACAACAGCCCUGUUUUCCCCAUUUUGACCACAUUGUUUAUUUCAGAAAAAGUAACCACAGCAGGCUUGACUGGAAGGCAACACCAGGACACCUGCUCUUGCGACUUUAGGCAGGGAUGGGCUUACUUUUAGAGGAGUAUCUUGGCCUGGCUGACAAUACUUUAAUGAUGCUGCAGGAGGUGCAGGUGCCUGCUUAACCGUAGAACAGGUAGAUUCAAAACAGGGUUAAACAGACAAAAUGGAGUUCCUUUAGCAGCAGAGUACUUCAUUGGUCAGAAGAAGCUGCCCCAGCCAAAACAUCUCUUAUUAAAAACCCAGGAACCCAACGUCACAGCUUCAGAGGCCUUCUAAACGGGAGUCAUUGUAGGUAGAAGAGACACGUAAUGUUUAACUAUCUCUCUUACAAGUUGGUGCAAUCAUACUUGAGGGUUUGCUUAGGGCAGUAAUUUUGCAAACUCCCAGAAACUGUAUGAACAGAUCAAGCAAAAGCCAUACCAAGAAAAAGCAAGAAAUGCUGUAAGUGACUUGGGCUAUCAUUAGUCUGUGCCCAUCUUGCUUCCUAAAUAAAUAAAACCCAGUAUGCCAACAGUUCUGUAACAUCCUUUAAAGCCAGAUGAAUUAUCUUACUAGGUUACACUAAAGGACCAUCUGCUCCUGCACUGUUUCCAACAAUGGCCAAAUCAAAUACCCAAGGCAGGCCUGAAGCCCUGCAGAUAUUAUUUGAACUACAACUCCUAUCAUCCCUGACCAUUGCCCAUGCUGGUUAGGGCUGAUGGGAGUUGAGUCCAACAACACUGGAAAGCGACAGGUUCCUCAUCCUAGGGCAGCUCACAGCUUGGGGAAUGCCCUUCCCAGGGAGAUAUGCCUGGUAGCAUCAUUAUCUAAUUUUAGGUGCCAAGCGAAAAUCUUCCUUUCUACCUGGACUUUGGGCCCUUAAUUUGAAGGACUUUUGGUAUCAACGGCCUCUUUUAACGUGGCAGGUCUUGCAACACCUCUCUUUAUUUGUACUGAUCUGUUUUUAGGUUGUCUUGCGUUUGUUGUUUUAAAGGGUUUGUUAUAAUUGGUUUUAAUCUUAUUGUUGUAAGUUGCUUUGUGUUGCUUU